GGCAGAUUUUGGCCCAGAGCAGAACUGUAGAAGAAGCUGUUAAAAAAAUCUUGCUGUCUCACCAUCCUCCACUGUCUGUGUGUGCGCGUGUGUGUGUGUACCCAGGACAGAACGUCUGCAAUCUUUCGUGUGAAGGAGGAAAAGAAGACAGAAAGUGAAAGUGUUGGGAGAUUUAAAAGUUCUUGGUAGGAGACACACAGGCAACAACAAAGAGAAGGAUGAUGGAAAAAGGCUAUGAGAUACUCUCAAAUGACACAUAUGCAAAUACUUUCAGUGUUAAUAUCACAGAUGAGCCUGAGUGUUUCAUUUGCAAAGAUGUGGGCCUGAUGGCUGAAGAUCCACUAAGAACCUUCUGUGACUGCAAGACCCUCAUGGCUCACCACAGCUGCCUGCUCACCUGGAUCAAAAAGGGUCUGGGAAAAGAAGAGAGACUGAGAUGCAGCAUUUGCAAAUCUGAGUAUCAGCUCCAGAGAUGUGCACAGUGGUGGACCGUGGCCUCUCAGUGGCAGACCUGGCCCAUCCUGUCCAUUGCCCUUUUCCUGAUUGCUCUAGUGCCAUAUGUGGUCCACCGGAUGAUGACUGCUUUUGACGAUCCCCCUCCACACUCGCUAUUCAAGUCAGCUGCAAUUGGCUUCGGCCUCCUUAGUGAAGCCCUGCUGAUCAGGUGUUUGUACAGUUACUUCAGCCACCGACUCCAGCAGGCAAAGCAAGACUCCUUCAGGGUCCUGCCUCGUCAAUCUGAAGAUCAUGAAGCUCAUGCCAGUCUGAAACAGUGCCCCACGCCGGGGGUCAAAUGUCAGGAUUCACAGCAUUGGCAGGACAGAGAAACCGCUGAGAGGAGAGGAUCCGACCUGCCACUGUUAAAUAUGACCACAGGGAAAGAGACCUGUGGUGCAGCAAGCGUACAAAUCCCACUGACUUAUUUAAAUGUCUAGAAAGGUCCUGCUGCAGACAUUGGCAGAGUUUCAGCAGACGAAACCCAGUGUUAACACCAAAAAAAAAAAAAGAGAGAAAAAAAUCUGAAAUGGAUGAUGCCACUCUGGGUUGAAAAUGUAUGGACGCUCUAUUGCCCUUGGUUGGAUUUUGAUGGUGUGAUCAAAACAGUGUUUAAUCGGUACUGUUGAGUUGGUGUAAGGCUUUAUCAAUUUUCUACAUCAAUAUAUAUCAAAGCACUUUGGCCAUGUAAUAGUUUUAUAUAAUUCAUUGCACAUGUCACUUUUUUAUGGCCUGACUUUUUCAAAGGAUUUUCAGAACUUCUGAGACCAUUUGUCAAGGUCUUUCGGAAACAGUGCUGAUACAAUCCUAAUGCAGAAGAAUUUUUCACCAAGUAAAUGUUUGUGCUUUUUUUAAGUAAUAAAUUUCUUGUUUUA
Molecule: messenger RNA, 1370 nt
Organism: Danio aesculapii
Lineage: Eukaryota; Metazoa; Chordata; Actinopteri; Cypriniformes; Danionidae
Exons: 5
Coding region: 219-935 (238 amino acids)
Molecular function (GO): zinc ion binding
Source: RefSeq, a predicted model, not a curated record